Messenger RNA from Medioppia subpectinata, 1438 nucleotides. The record is from the annotation of a GenBank genome assembly. NCBI's taxonomy places the organism in Eukaryota, Metazoa, Arthropoda, Arachnida, Sarcoptiformes, Oppiidae.
AUGGGUAUUCCGAGUCAUACACUCAAGUAUAGGUCCGACAAUAAGAUGUACACAAUUCUGACCCCGCAGUCGACUUUAGUCCGACCCGUGGCUCACGAUUACUACGAAAUCGAUAACUAUCCGCUCGGAACCAAUGCUGUGGUGGCCGUCAUCUCAUACACCGGCUAUGAUAUGGAGGACGCGAUGAUUCUGAAUAAAGCGUCCGUCGAGAGGGGUUUCAAACACGGAUCCAUCUAUAAGACAGAGAUUAUAGAUUUGCGCGAAAUCGGAGGCAUUAGAGGCGGCUCUCAAGAGGUUGUCUACACGUUUGGCCGUAAAGAAGACAACCAACAGUUGGACGGAUUCGUCGAUUUUGAUGGAUUGCCAUUCAUUGGCACUAAAGUCGAAUACGAAGAUCCCAUUUGCAGUUACUUCGACUUAACCACCGGUGAAACGCACGUCAAGAAGUAUAAGUCGAUGGAAGUGGCCUUCAUUUACGACGUGAAACUGUUGGGCAAUGAUUCGGGCAAAUCAGUGCUGCAAUCGGUGGCCAUAACCUAUUGGAUACAUCGGCCGCCGAUCAUCGGCGACAAGUUCGCCAACAGACACGGCCAGAAGGGUGUCUGUAGUGUGCUUUGGCCGCAGGAGAACAUGCCGUUCACUGAGGGCGGUAUGACUCCAGACAUUAUAUUCAAUCCGCACGGUUUCCCCUCUCGUAUGACAAUCGGACAAAUGAUCGAAAGUAUGGCCGGAAAGACGGCCUCAAUGUACGGCACAGUACACGACGCGACGCCAUUCGUCUUCUCCGAAGAGAACGUGGCCUCAGAUUAUUUCGGAAAACUCUUGGAAAACGUUGGCUUCAAUUAUUACGGAACCGAACGCAUGUAUAGCGGUGUCGACGGCCGCCAACUCGAGGCCGACAUAUUCAUAGGUGUUAUCUAUUAUAUUCGGUUGAGACAUAUGGUGGGCGACAAAUAUCAGGUGCGAUCCACCGGUCCUAUCGAUAACCUGACGCACCAACCCGUCAAAGGCCGCAAACGCUGCGGUGGUAUUCGUUUUGGUGAAAUGGAAAGGGACUCACUCUUAGCGCACGGAACCUCUUUCCUACUUCAGGAUCGGCUCUUCAAUAAUUCAGACAAAACAAUGGCCUAUAUAUGCCAGAAGUGUUGUUCACUCAUAUCUCCGUAUUGUUCGGCCAUUAAUGACAGCUACGACUCGGAGCCGAAGAAGUCAUGGAAGUGCCGGUUAUGCGAAUCGAGUGAACACAUCCGACAAAUAGCCAUACCAUAUGUGCUUCAAUAUCUGGUCGCAGAGUUGGCCGCCGUUAACAUUAAAGUUAAGUUUGAGGUCAAGAGUUAAUUCACCAAAAGUUAUAGUUAUUAAAAGUUGUAAUAAAUUAUUUUUUUUAAAUUAAAUCAUAAGUUUAUAAAUUUCUAUACGAUUAAAAGUGAUAAAUUAU